This is a messenger RNA of Dromiciops gliroides (monito del monte), 1105 nucleotides long. It is a transcript of the gene ANP32B, whose product is annotated as acidic nuclear phosphoprotein 32 family member B. Gene Ontology annotation, cellular component: nucleus. Gene Ontology annotation, molecular function: histone binding. The record is from RefSeq and is a predicted model, not a curated record. Gene Ontology annotation, biological process: regulation of apoptotic process. Lineage: Eukaryota; Metazoa; Chordata; Mammalia; Microbiotheria; Microbiotheriidae.
AUGCUAGAGGUAAAAGAACUUGUCCUGGACAACUGUAGGACAGAUGAUGGGAAAAUUGAAGGGUUUAACUGCUGAAUUUGUGAAUUAGAGUUCCUCAGCUUAAAUAAAUGUAGGGUGUCUACAGUUUCCAAUCUCCCUGAACUACCUAAGCUGAAAAAGCUUGAACUCAGUGACAAUAGAAUUUUUGGAGGUCUGGAUGUAUUAGCAGAAAAACUUCCAAAUCUCACACAUCUAAACCUAAGUGGAAACAAGCUGAAAGAUAUCAGCACCUUGGAACCUUUGAAAAAGCUGGAAUACCUAAAAAGCCUGGACCUGUUCAACUGUGAGGUGACAAACCUGAAUGAUUACCGAGAAAGUGUCUUCACACUCCUUCCACAAUUAACAUAUCUUGAUGGGUAUGACCAAGAAGACAAAGAAGCCCCGGACUCUGAUGCUGAAGUAGACGGGGUAGAUGAUGAAGAGGGAGAAGAUGAAGAAGAUGAGGAAGAUGAAGAUGAAGAAGAUGAAUUUGAUGAAGAAGAUGAUGAUGAAGAGGAUGAUGUAGAAGGAGAUGAUUAUGAAUAUGAUGUCAGUGGAGAGGAAGAAGAAUUUGGACAUGAUGGAGAAGUUGAUGAUGAUGAGGAAGAUGAGGAUGAAGAUGAUGAAGACGAAGAGGAUGAAGAGACUGGAAAAGGUGAAAAAAGGAAGAGAGAAACAGAUGACGAAGGAGAAGGAGAAGAUGAUUAAGACCCCAAAUGAUCUGAAAAAAGAACUGUUCAGUAUUGUGUGGACUGCUCCUCUUGAUUUGGUAGCUGUAAAAAGAAGUGGUAGCUAUAAUCCAAGCCCCCAGGACACCUAAAGAGCCAAAGAGUAGUUCCUGUGACAUUCUACAUUCCUCCGAUCAAUCCCCAUUGGAUAUCCAAGUUACCAACAAAUUUGGGGAAUUAACCCCAACAAAAUAGUCAGAGUUGUUAGGUUUUCUUAUAAGACUAUUGCUAUAGCAGGAAGAGCAGCUGUGAUCGGUGAGUCAUGAUUGUUGAUGGCUACCAGUUACACCAAGGUUGUAAUACCAUUUUUACUUUCUGUACAACAAAAGAAGCUUUGUAAAUAAAAUCUUAACAUUUUG